Messenger RNA from Rhododendron vialii, 1594 nucleotides. Its product is annotated as putative F-box/LRR-repeat/kelch-repeat protein At1g11620. Gene Ontology annotation, molecular function: protein binding. Bases 134 to 562 code for a protein of 142 amino acids. The record is from RefSeq and is a predicted model, not a curated record. The transcript is spliced from 2 exons. NCBI's taxonomy places the organism in Eukaryota, Viridiplantae, Streptophyta, Magnoliopsida, Ericales, Ericaceae.
GGGGGGGGGGAAAGCAGCUCUCCUAAACCUCUCCUCUGAAGAAAAGUUUCAAAGUCAGGAACCCUUCCUAACAUCAUCUCAAACACCUCUCUCUGCAUAUCAAACCCUAUAAAACUCUCUACUUUAGAAAAAAAUGGAACGGCGUUUACCGGAUCUUCCUCAUGUGAUCAUCUAUGACAUACUCUCAAGACUGCCCGUCAAGCCUCUGUGCCGUUUCAAAUCGGUUUCCAAGCCAUGGCUUGCUCUAGUUACCGAUCCCCAAUUCAUCAAAUCACACCUCAAUCAUCAAUCCACUAACCACAAGAAGCUAUUAAUCCACUCUCUCUCUCCUCCCUGUACCUGUUCCGUAGACUGCCAGGCACCUGACCACACUGUAGCCGAGCUCGAAAUGCCCGGUUUCAAACGCAGCAUAAGGGGGUGGGGGUUUUGUGAGAAAACAGUGGUGGGAGUAGAAUAUCCUGUAUCAUACGAAGGCACAACAAAUCCACGCUUUUUCCACUUUCUUCCCGCUACCCUCUCUCACCUCUCAGCGCCGAAGAAAGACCCAAAAAAAUACCCUUAAAACUCUCUCGCUAGAAAUGCAACGGGGACUGCGCAAUCUUCCUGAUGAGAUCAUCUUCAACAUACUUGCAAUACUACCCGUCAAGCCUCCGUGCCUUUUGUUUUAAUGCUAAUGAGGAGAAAUUCAAGGAGGUGCCGCUACCUAAUUAUGAAUGUGAGUAUAAACUUAUUGGCUUGGGAUUUUGGAUGAAUGGCUGUGUGUGGUUCAGAAUGUGGGGAUGGUACUAUUGAUGUUUGGGUCAUGAAGGAAUACAGCAUCAAGGAAUCUUGGACCAAGUUGUUUGCUGUGCCAAAUGGCCUUUGCGGCUUAUUUAUGCCUUUGUGUUAUGCAAAUGAUGGAGAGGUUGUAGUGGUGUUGGAUUGGGAGGAGUUAGGCAUCCACAACCCGAAAAGAAAUAGAUACAACUGUUUGACGUGGCUUUCUAUGUGGAGACUCUUGUUUCACCUCAUGGUGGCACUUGCACUAAAAGGUCCUGCUAAUUAGAUGGACUUGGAGAGAAAGAGGUAAUUCAAAGGAUUCCGUUCUUUAUUUUCCUCAUUCUUUCUCUCUCCAUAUGUAGUUUGAAACAAUAUAUACGUAAUACGUGCUUACCAUUAUUUUAAGCUGGAUAUGUUUGGCAAAACUGUAGAAUAAUAGCUAUACAUCUAUGAUUACCAUUUACCAGUAUAACUCAUACAAGUUUAGUUUAAUUCUUUCUUUCAAUAUUCAUGCAGGAAUGAAGUCGUAAGUACAAUGGGGGAUAUGUAAUGAGAUGAGUGUUUGUCUCUCUCUCUGUCAGAGUGACAUGACAAAGGCUACUCGGAUUUGUAGAUUUUAGAUAUUAGAACCGUGUUCUCUUACCCAUUUUGGGUUGCUGCAAUUGAUGCCUAUGGUAACUCAAACAAUUAGGGUCAAGAACUACAUUACUACAUGGACUUUGAGACACAUUGGAAUUUUGUAUCUUCUCUGGGCUCUAGCUUGUACUGAACAUGGAGCUACUACAUUAAGUGAAAGCUUAGUUGUCGUGUAUAUAAGCAUUUUGGAAACCUUCUC